Messenger RNA from Coturnix japonica (Japanese quail), 3154 nucleotides. NCBI's taxonomy places the organism in Eukaryota, Metazoa, Chordata, Aves, Galliformes, Phasianidae. The record is from RefSeq and is a predicted model, not a curated record.
UUCCGGCCGCUGUGACGAGCCCCGACAGCGGCGGCCGGAGCUCGGAAAGCUCCGUGGGGCCGAACCGGGACAUCCCCAUCCCUUAACGAAGGGUUAACGGAGCCCUGGGGCAGCCGGGAGCGUGGGGCGGGGAGAGGGGCGACGGGGCGGCGGCUCCCGGCUACGGCGGUACCGAGCGCGGCCGCAUCGCGGUUCCGAUCCCCGUCCCCGUCCCGGUCCCCAUCCCGACCCCUAUCCCGGUCCCCCCCGAGCUGCUCGCCGACCCCGCGGGCACGGAGGAUGGACCAGUCGGUGGCCAUCCAGGAGACGCUUCUCGAUGGGGCGACGUGUCGAAUCGCCGUGCAGGGAGCCGUGGCUGCGGGGCAGAGCGUGGAGAGCCGACUGCUGGGCCUGGUGGAGCGCGAUGGGCAACACGCGAUCUACGUGUACACACACCGGCGAAUGGCCAUCACAGCUGAGGACGUCUGGCUGGAGAAGGUUAUCCCCAUCACACAGGGGUUUGCAGUGGAAGAAGUGAUACCUGAUGGUGACCUUCAUGUCAUCGGUUCGGAUGUGACCAUUCGGAUCCGGUCAGAAGAUGAUGGGCUCACAGUGCAGCUGCCCUUUGGUUCACACACACGCACCUUCCUGCAGGAGGUCAGCAAGUGCAGCACAGAAGGUUCUGAAGGCAUCAAGCAGAAUGGAAAGAAGCUUGUGGUCAGUCCAGGCUGGAGCCAGGACAGCACUGACAGCAAUGCUUCCAGGCAAAGCAAACUCAAACCAGAGGUGACAACAGAAAUGGUGCGGUCCUCCAGCGUGAUGGUCUCAAACGUGGCUUCGAUCUUAUUAGAACCAAAGUUUGAGUUGCGAGAUACUAUUGUCAAAUCUGAGCUCGUGCAAAGGGAGGAUUCCUACACGUACAUCCAGAACUUCAGGUUUUUUGUCGGGACUUACAAUGUGAAUGGUCAGUCCCCCAGGGAAAGCCUCCAACCUUGGCUGAGAUGUGACUCUGCACCUCCAGACAUUUACUGUGUGGGUUUCCAGGAGCUCGAUCUGAGUAAAGAAGCCUUCUUUUUCAAUGACACACCGAAGGAAGAAGAAUGGUUUAAAGCUGUAACCGAUAGCCUUCACCCAGAUGCCAAGUAUGCAAAGGUGAAGCUUGUGCGACUUGUGGGAAUAAUGCUUCUGUUGUAUGUGAAGGCAGAUCUUGCUUUGAACAUCUCGGAGGUGGAAAUUGAGACUGUGGGAACUGGCAUCAUGGGGAGGAUGGGUAACAAAGGUGGUGUUGCCAUAAGGUUUAAAUUCCAUAACACUAGUGUGUGCGUCGUGAAUUCUCACCUUGCUGCUCACACGGAGGAAUAUGAGAGGAGGAACCAGGACUUCAAAGACAUCUGCUCUCGGAUGCAGUUCUGCCAGUCGGAUCCAAAUUUGCCACCUCUCACUAUCAGCAAACACGACGUGAUCUUGUGGUUGGGUGACCUCAACUAUCGGCUGGAAGAACUGGAUGUGAUGAAAGUGAAGCAGCUUGUAGAUGAGAAAGCAUUUCCAGAGCUUUGCAAAUACGACCAGCUAAAGAGGCAAAUGAAUGCAAAAGCAGUCUUUGAAGGCUUUACAGAGGGAGAGAUUUCUUUCCAGCCGACAUAUAAAUACGAUGCUGGCUGUGAUGAGUGGGACACAAGUGAGAAGUGCCGUGUUCCAGCUUGGUGUGAUCGGAUACUCUGGAAAGGCCAGAAUAUUACUCAGCUGAGCUACCGCAGCCAUAUGGCUCUGAAGAUCAGCGACCAUAAGCCAGUUAGCUCCGUGUUUGAUAUCGGGGUGAAAGUUGUGAAUGAGGAGCUCUACCGAAAGGUCUUUGAGGAAAUCGUGCGUUCCCUGGAUAAGAUGGAGAACGCCAACAUUCCCUCUGUGACCCUCUCCCAGAGAGAGUUCCAUUUUGAGGAUGUGAAAUACAUGCAGCUGCAGGUAGAGAAGUUUACAAUCCGCAAUGGACAAGUGCCCUGCCAGUUUGAAUUUAUCAGCAAACCAGAUGAAGAUACCUAUUGCAAGGAGUGGCUGAUUGCUAAUCCUAGUAAGGGCUUUCUGCUGCCAGGUUCUGAGAUCACAAUUGAGUUGGAACUGUUUGUUAAUAAAUCAACAGCUACACGGUUGAACUCUGGAGAAGAAAAACUUGAGGACAUCUUAGUCUUGCAUCUCACCAGGGGGAAGGAUUAUUUUCUGUCUGUAACAGGAAACUACUUGCCCAGUUGCUUUGGGUCUCCCAUUCAUACGCUGUGUUACAUGAGGGAACCGAUCCAAGACAUGUCUGCAGAAUCCAUUCGGAAUCUUACCCUGAUGCCACUGGAAGCGAGCAAUAAUGCUACUCAAGCUGAAAAGCCUCUGGAGAUUCCCAAAGAGCUGUGGAUGAUGGUGGAUCACUUAUACCGCAAUGCUUCCCAGCAGGAGGACCUGUUUCAGCAACCAGGCCUUAGGUCUGAAUUUGAGCAAAUCCGAGAUUGUUUGGACAAAGGAAUGCAUGAUACCCUCCUUGGCAGCAACCACUCGGUAGCAGAGGCAUUGCUGCUCUUUCUGGAAAGCCUGCCAGAGCCAGUCAUCUGCUAUAAGUUCUACAGCAGCUGUUUGGAGUGUGCCAACAACUACCUGCUGAGCAGCCAGAUUAUCUCUAACCUGCCGGAGUGCCAUAGAAACGUGUUUGAAUAUCUAAUGGCAUUUCUACGAGAACUACUGAAAAAUUCAGGGAAGAACAAUUUGGAUGUGAAUAUUUUAGCUAGUAUAUUUGGUGGCUUGUUACUCAGACCUCCUCCUGGACAUCCUAUGCCUGAUAUAACAGAAAAGAGGAAAGCUCAGCAAUUUAUCCAUCAGUUCCUCCUGAGAGACAGCAGCCCGUUGUGAAUUUCAGAUGCGGCUCAUCUGCUUUUUAAACUGCUGUAAAGAAAACAAUGUACAGUGUAUCAGUUUAUUUUUAAUCACAGUAUUUUAUACAAUCUCUUUGCUAUUCAAUGCAGCUCAGGCGUUUAGAAUCAGGUGUCACUGUUAAAUAAGCUGUAUAUUGAACUCCUCCAUAAGCUGUAGACAAAGCGAGAAUAGAAGAGAUGAUAUUUACAUUUAUAUUUAACUUGUAUUAAAGCACCGGAUUUUUAAGUCCUUAUUAUUUAAAUAAUAAAAACAUCUCAGUGCA